Messenger RNA from Aspergillus melleus, 627 nucleotides. RefSeq lists its product as uncharacterized. The transcript has 2 exons. The record is from RefSeq and is a predicted model, not a curated record. NCBI's taxonomy places the organism in Eukaryota, Fungi, Ascomycota, Eurotiomycetes, Eurotiales, Aspergillaceae. Bases 1 to 627 code for a protein of 208 amino acids.
AUGACCUGGACAACAUUCAUCACGGCCCCCGCCGUAUCAGUCAAGCAAAUCCACAAAGCCCUCCUCUCCCUCGAAGACUACGAAUACGGCUGCGACCACUCCUGGACCCUCUUCCACAACCUGUCUCAUCUCGACGACGAUGACGCCCACGACCUCACAGAACCCAGCAUCCCGCCACUAGACCUCGACGGCGCCGAUACUCUCGACGCCAGCAACAAUGCUUUCGCUGGGAAGACCCCCGACGAGAUCUAUGCUUUCAUCCAGGCGAACGAAGAGAAGAUGUCUGAUAAGGACCUCACAACCGGCAAUUGGUUGAUCAUCGAUGAGCGGGGGUUCCGGACGGAGACGUGUUUGGUGUGUUCGCUUAACGAGUUAGACGAGGAUGAGGAGAGGGAUCGGUCGCCGUUCUUGAUGGCGAGGUUGCCGUGGGUCGAGUCUUGGGGUAUGUUUACGAAUCUGGAUCUAGCGAAUAUGGGGUUCGACGAGUGGGUGGAUGAGGAGAAGGGGAGGGAUGCUGAUGGGGAGUAUACCUGGGUUGGACCAUUCUCGGAGGAAGUUGAUCAGGAGGUUGUGAAGAAGAGAGAGGUAGCGUUGGAGGAGGCAAGGAAGGAGGGGCUUGUUGAUUAG